Messenger RNA from Lactuca saligna, 851 nucleotides. NCBI's taxonomy places the organism in Eukaryota, Viridiplantae, Streptophyta, Magnoliopsida, Asterales, Asteraceae. The record is from the annotation of a GenBank genome assembly.
AUGGAAGAUCUGCACAACACUCACGUAAAGCUGCUGGCUUUCGAUUUCCUAUCACUAACGCCGUCGUCUUCACAACCCAACGCCGUCUUCCGUAGAGGUACCCUCCUUCUUUCUCGUGCCGAAACCCUAGGUGUGGUUACUAGCCGAGAGCACAAACCCGACAUAUUCCUUAGAUUCACCAUCGAUGAUGGCACCGGGUGCAUCCCCUGUGUUCUUUGGCUCAACCAGCUUACCUCCCCCUAUCAUUCCCGCCGUAGCCCACCAGAUGUUCGAUUAAUUGCUGAAUCCGCUCGCAAUUUCGCAACCCUAAUCCAAAUUGGGGUUUCAGCUCGAGUGCGAGGCAAGGUUACGAUUUACAGAGGAGGGUAAUUCACUUUUAGAAACGCAAUCCAAAUGCUCCUUAAUUUGAUGGAUACAGUUAUUGAUGGCUCGCCUCCUCCACCUUUCAUCGAUGGGGAUUAUCAAGAAGUUAGACAUACCGAGUUUAAAAUUGAACUAAGGGUAGAUUUUUCAAAGUGUGAAUGCUUUAAGAACAAAAUAAAAAUUAUAAUGUAGUAAUAGAAAGUAUAUUGCUAUUUCUUGCAUCUAUCUGUUUUCAUAUAUCAGGAAUGUUUACUUGUUUGCCUCAAAAUAAUAGUGUUUCCUGCAUUUUUUUUAAUAGUUAGUCAUGAUAACUAAUUUUUCACUCCAAUAUUGUUUUAGCAUUUACUAUCAACAUCAAGGAUUGUGAUACAUAAUUAGGGUUUUAUCCUAAGUGUGUAGCUGAGUGGUUCUAGAUCCAUUUCGCCCUUAUAUUACAACUUACAUGUAUUGACCAUAUAUAUAAUAUUAUAUAGGGAAAUAUAGUAAUC